UAAGGCUGAGUAUUAAAAACUCACAUUGAGCCUCAUGUGCAUUUCACUCAUCCUGUCCUCAAACAUUUCUCUCCGAGCCUGUUCGACUGGAACAUGUCGGCUGUUAACAUGAACGUCUCGGGGAUCCACCAUGGGACGCUCAGGAUGUAUGGUGGAUUUAUUUUCAAACAGUGGAAGAAGAGGUUUCUGCUCCUAACAGCUGAGGGCAGUCUCCUUGUGUGCCAUGAUGUAUCAUCUCCCCCUGACCAGCUGGUGCUGUUGCAGAGCAGUUGUGAGGCAAUUGUGGAAGGCAAGGAUAUCCUUGACCUGCCUAAGUUACCCUCCGGUGGAUGCAGGGAUUGCUGCUUCGCUCUGAUUCUCCCCCAGGAUAAAUUCCUGCUGUUGCUGACCGAAACCGCUACAGACUGCAGUCAAUGGCUGAAUGUGCUGAGAAAAGUGAAAAAGAGUCUCUCAUCACCUCUCAGUCCUUGUAUGCGACAUCAUGGGCCACGCAUUACUCUUCAAGACCUGGUGCCCGAGCAAAUCCUGGACAAAGAUGCACCAACUCCACCCGCCAGCGACACAGAGGCACCCUCCCCGGGGCCUCUGACUUGUGGUUCCCCAAGGGAGAAAGGCAGGAUUUCUCCCCAUACAAAGUCUUACAAAGGAGGUGCACAUUCAGUAGGGUGUCUGCGUCAUGGCACUAUUAGUAAUGCCCAAGCAGUGCGGGCGGUUUAUCUGCUGAUGGGAGGGGCUGCUGCUUCCUCUGCUAUGGGUUACCUAGGUGCAUGCUCGCUCUCUAAUCUGGAAGCCAAAGCUCCUGACUUGCCACUCAACACGGAUUUCUCUGGUAUGGGACCAGCAGGAGCAUACCACACCGGUGGCCCCGCACUUGACUCCCCUCACUAUAACAGUUUUGACUUUGAAGUGGCAGACUCUGAUUUUGAUGCUUUUGAUUGUGGUGGAUUUACUUUCUAAUGAUGUGCAGGAGGAGGCUAUGCAUACGGACAGCUUUCAUGAAACUCACUUGAUAUUUCAUCAUAAUUUGUCAAAAUGACACAACUAUAUGAAGGCCUCUAAUUAAAGCUUUUCAUGCUUUUAUAGGGAAUAGGGUAAAUAACUGCAAUAAGGGAUUGGCCAACAGAAACAAGAGUGAACACACUACUGACAUAUCACCUUAGCCAACUUACACUUACACAGUUCAAAAUAGUAAAGUAGUACAAGUAAAAGUACAUAAGUAUUAUCAAGAAUAUGUAUAAAAGAAAAGUUUGGCUGUGUAGUUUUAACAUUAUUAUAUAUUAUACUAAAGGUCCAGUGUGUAGGAUUUAGUGUCAUCUAACAAUGUAGUUGCAGAUUGCCAGUGUUUGGGUUGUCUGUUCAAGGCUACUGUAACAAACAUGGCGGUUCAACAUGGCGGCCUCCGUGGAAAGCAACCCGCUCCCUCUGUAGAUAAAAACGUCUAAUUUUACGGUAACAAAAACACAACAAAUUUUUACUUUAAGGGCAUUAUAAACUAAUGAAAACACACAAACAAACAUGAAUAUUGUAUUCCAUUUCUGCCAAUAGGUCAUCCAAAAUGUUACACACUGGACCUUUUCAACUGCAUGAUACGACUUGGCUCGACUCUACUCACUCUUUUUUGGUUUUCCAUUGUGGAUAAUACCUACUACCACCUUGGUUGGGAUUCCAGGCGAGCUGAGACAAUACUAAAACGUGAAAGGAAAAGACUGCAGACCAAUGACUGGUCAGAGUAGUGUAGUGAGUAUGCGGUUGAGUAAAAGAGAGAGCGAGCAGCAGAGAAUGACGGCGAAUGUGAGCGGUGCAGAGGAAAAGGAGAGCAGUGAAGUUGUCAGUCUCAAUAAUUUAGAGAGCUGAGUUUUGGUUAAAGUUUGUGAGUGAAUAAAGGCUGCAGCUUCUCAACACCAAACUAAAGCUCCUGUAUGUUGUUUCACAACUGCUGGAGAAGUGUUGCCAUGACACUCAGCUCCACCUCCUGAGGGAGAUUUCUGGCUCUUUAGCUGCGUAAUGCUCCAGAUGCUCACCAGUCACUGACUUUGUCUGCCUAAUGUUUGGUGCUGAGCAGCGAGUGUAGCUACUAAACACAUUAAUCUGUUACUCCAGUUAAACUUCCUCUAUUAUAUUUCACUGACUUUAAACCAACUCCCCGCCCACAUAUAUAUAUAUUUUUAAUUAUAAGUUUAAGUUAAGUCAGGCAAAGUAAAAAAGUUGUUACCAUGUUGUUGUAUUAUAUGCUAUAACACCUGUGUUGUGAUAUGAACACUGUGAUAAUUAUUGCUAUAACAAUUUUGUGCAUAUUGCCCAACCCUUGUAUAUACACCAUUUGUCACGAUAAUGACAUCAUCAACUCUAUCAUUGAUUGUGAGUGUGAUAAGAGUUUCUGAGAAUGCAUAAUAUGCUAUGUAUGUACGUGUGUAUGAACUGAAUGUGUAAAAAACCAUGCUAUGGGUACUGAUGGGAGAUUCGCAACUUGACUCACUUGUGUUCCAAUUCUACAUAUUGUUGUAGGAGUAUUGUGCUUAUUUUAUAACGUUCAAUGGAUUAAAAUAGAUCUGCAUCAGAUUUUUCAUUUAGUUUACAACAAGUUACAACCUCUGGCUGUGGACUAAUAAACCUACUAUAAGGCUCUUCCAAAUCUCAGCACCAUCCACUUUUGUGCAUGUACUGUGUUUCUUUCAAAGAUCCAACUGUUACUGUGUGCUUUAUAUCUAUGUUAGGUUAAAAGCAAAAUUUGUUGGUCUAUUUGAGCCAAUUUCACUUAUUUGAAUAAAACUGACUGACUGGGAA
Dicentrarchus labrax (European seabass) is the source of this 2784-nucleotide messenger RNA. RefSeq lists its product as uncharacterized. The transcript is spliced from 5 exons. Gene Ontology annotation, cellular component: membrane. Gene Ontology annotation, biological process: regulation of cell differentiation. NCBI's taxonomy places the organism in Eukaryota, Metazoa, Chordata, Actinopteri, Moronidae. The record is from RefSeq and is a predicted model, not a curated record. Bases 94 to 957 code for a protein of 287 amino acids.